This is a messenger RNA of Phlebotomus papatasi, 1859 nucleotides long. RefSeq lists its product as uncharacterized. Gene Ontology annotation, cellular component: extracellular region. Gene Ontology annotation, molecular function: chitin binding. The record is from RefSeq and is a predicted model, not a curated record. The transcript has 2 exons. Bases 949 to 1632 code for a protein of 227 amino acids. NCBI's taxonomy places the organism in Eukaryota, Metazoa, Arthropoda, Insecta, Diptera, Psychodidae.
UAGACAAAUCUUAAUGUUACGACAAUUGCUGAUCCAAGCCACGCUGUAUUGCUUUCAAAACAACCUUAAAUACGCUUUAAAUUUGACCCUAAAUGCCUAUAAAAAUGUCUAUCUUGAAUUUCCUAUAGGAGAAACUGGAGCACCACCGAACCUGGGGUAGUACCGAACAGUGAUCUUUAUUUCUGAACAACUUGGACUAUGAUAAACAUUUCUUCAGUGGACAAGCAUCUCUAUAGUAUCUAUAAAUUCAUACAAGUCUCGCCCUCUGAACUAAAGUCAAAUGUCAAAUUAAAAAUUCGCAGUGAUGGGUGCUACUGCGUGUUCGGAGGUGCCCCAAGUUUCCCCUAGAAUAGUCGAAAGUCGGAAUAGACGUGAAUAUCCUAAUAUUCUUGACAUAUUGUAGGUGUUUAAUAUUAAUUUAAUCGAUUUAAUUAGAUAGGAAGUGGAUCGGUACUUAAGAGAAUUCUUACGUUGUUACACUUACUUUUUCAAUUUCGUCUAAUGAAUAUCAUCAAGUACUUGCGUCAUAAAUAUCAUUUCGCAUUUCCGUGAAUCACCGCACUUCACUAACUUUCUCUUAUGUAAUUUAUACUAUAUUUUACAAAAGCCCUCUAAAAGAUAACGAUUCCCAAGAAGUCAUCGAGACAUUAAAAUAAACACUAUUUAUAACAUACUAUUAUUUAUUUUUGAGUAUUGAUUGCCUUAUGAAAUUUCCGAUGCGCCACAUACAAUAUGGCUUUAUUUUUUUUACGUUUAUUACUCGUAAAGGAAAUUAGCAGAAUACUCUGAUUCUAUUAUUACCAUUGUUACAUACGAUUGUAAAAGUCUAAUAUUGAUAAGAUUUUUAUACUUUUAAUUGCACCUAAUUUUUGGGUAUAAAAGACGCCGAAAUAGGUGACACAAAUUCAGUUUUCUUUGAACGGUUGAACAUAAAGAAUAUACAUAAAAAUGUUUAAGAUUCUUUUAAUCUCGUUUAUGUUUCUAACCCUUGGUUGGAGUAGACCCCAGUGUCGAAACCCUGAUGAAUUCGGUCGAGGAUUUGCUGAACAAGGCAGUCCAUAUCAUUACUGGGAGUGUACAGCAGUUGGAGUUGCUGAAUUGAAACAAUGCCCAGAAGGUACAGAGUUCAAUGAGCAACAUUUAAGGUGUCUAACUCCGGGAGUCAUUGUUCCACCUCAUGAAAGCAACCCUCAGCUACAAUGCGAAGAUGGGUUUGCUGCAGAUCUAUCGGUUGAUCCUCCGGUUUGUAUUGAACUUGUCUGCGAAAGGAAUCAAAUUGUAGUGCAUCCUCCUAAUGGAGUGCCUGAAUGUUUUACUGUUGACUGUCCAGAAGGACAUUCUGCCACAAACAAUGGCCUCUGUGAACCUAUUCCAAAUACGCAAUGUCCAGGAGCUUCACCUGAAAGUCAUCUUACGACCGGUUACGAAUCCUGCCAAGUACCAAGCUGUACCGGAAAUGAAUUAACUGGAAGUCGUCACUUUGCAUCAAGUGACCCUACAAAGUUCUACCAAUGCAAAGGUGAAGGUGCUCCAGUUCUUAUAGAUUGUUCGCCCAAUUUAUGCUUCGAUGUUAGAUGGCAAGUUUGCGUCUUUCCACACGAUUGGACAAACUCGUGCUCAGCCCCUAUCUAAAAUGAAUCAGGUGUAUACUGAGUGGUCGCAGUGAAUAAAAUGAUUAUCUUAAUCCGUUUCCUGUUCGUCUUUAUUUUUAUUUAUUAGAUCAAGUACUUGAGUACUUGAAGUGAGAUCGAUAAGCUUUUAAUCUUAACUGGAAGCAAAGAUAAACGCAGGUAAAUAUGCGAUAAUUGACUAUUCCCACGCAACCGUGAUAAGAUUUAAUAAAUAAUGUUUUAAAACAG